ACUCAGAACUCUGUGUAUUUUUUUGUAAAUUUCGUUUCGCAUCAGAAAGCAGUGGCUGGCUGGUUGAGUCUUUGCUUCCCUCAGUUUUAGGCUGACAGCCUUGCUACUGCUCACACACACACACACACACACACACACACACACACACAGACACUCGGCUCUGCGUCGGAGGAGGGAGCGAGCCCUGCGAUGCCAUUUCGGGCUGAACCUGCUUCGUCUUGACAGUGCGUGGCUGUAGCCAAUGCCCGGUCUCUCAGUGUCACGUUUUCCUCUCCAGCUACAACAAUGUUCCGACGCACUAAAAGUUGCCGCACCAGUAACAGGAAGAGCCUGAUCCUGACCAGCACCUCGCCCACGCUGCCCCGCCCACAUUCCCCGCUGCCGGGCCACAUCGGAAGCAGCCCCCUGGACAGCCCCCGGAACUUCUCGCCCAGUGCCCCGGCUCACUUCUCCUUUGCUUCGUCCAGAAGGGCGGAUGGUCGACGCUGGUCCCUGGCCUCGCUGCCCUCUUCGGGAUAUGGGACCAAUACCCCCAGCUCUACGGUACCAUCCUCCAGCUCCUCCCAGGAGCGGCUGCACCAGCUUCCCUCCCAGCCCACCAUGGACGAGCUGCACUUCCUAUCCAAGCACUUUGGCAGCACAGAGAGCAUCACGGACGAUGACGGGGGGCGCCGCUCGCCGCACGUGCGCCCACGCUCCCGCAGCCUCAGCCCAGGACGGUCGCCCUCCUGCUAUGACAAUGAGAUCGUCAUGAUGAAUCAUGUCUACAAGGAGCGAUUCCCCAAGGCCACGGCUCAGAUGGAGGAGCGUCUGGCCGAGUUCAUCCAGGCCUUCUCGCCGGAGAACGUGCUGCCGCUGGCUGAUGGGGUCCUCAGCUUCAUCCACCACCAGAUCGCCGAGCUGUCCCGCGACUGCCUGACGAAAGCGCGCGACGGCCUCAUCACCUCCGUCUACUUCCUGGAGCUGCAGGAGAACCUAGAGAAGCUGCUUCAGGAUGCGUACGAGCGUUCAGAGAGCUCUGAGGUGGCGUUCGUCACUGAGCUGGUGAAGAAACUCCUCAUCAUCAUCUCCCGCCCUGCCAGGCUGCUGGAAUGCUUGGAGUUCAACCCGGCGGAAUUCUACCAUCUCCUGGAGGCGGCGGAGGACCACGCCAAGGAGGGUCACUUGAUGAAGACGGACAUCCCCCGCUACAUCAUCAGCCAGCUGGGCCUCACCAGGGACCCGCUGGAGGAAAUGGUGAACCUUGACAGCUAUGACAGCGAGGGACCCCACACCCCAGAGACAGAUGACUCUGCGGAGGGCAAACUGCGAGCCAAGAAACCACCCACCGAAGCUGACUUCCAGACUAUCAAGUUGAUCAGCAACGGGGCAUAUGGGGCGGUGUACUUGGUGAGACACAGGGAGACACGUCAGCGUUUUGCCAUGAAGAAGAUCAACAAGCAGAACCUGAUCCUGAGGAACCAGAUCCAGCAGGCCUUCGUGGAGCGGGACAUCCUGACCUUCGCUGAGAACCCCUUUGUGGUCAGCAUGUUCUGCUCCUUCGAGACUCGCCGGCACCUCUGCAUGGUCAUGGAGUACGUGGAAGGAGGAGACUGUGCUACCCUGCUUAAGAACAUCGGGGCCCUGCCUGUAGAGAUGGCCCGCAUGUACUUCGCUGAGACCGUCCUGGCCCUAGAGUAUUUGCAUAACUAUGGGAUUGUUCACCGUGACCUCAAGCCUGACAACCUGUUGAUCACUUCCAUGGGACACAUCAAGCUGACUGAUUUCGGCCUGUCCAAAAUGGGUCUGAUGAGCCUGACCACAAACCUUUAUGAGGGUCACAUUGAGAAGGACGCCCGCGAGUUCCUGGACAAGCAGGUGUGCGGCACCCCGGAGUACAUUGCCCCUGAGGUGAUCCUGCGACAGGGCUACGGCAAACCCGUGGACUGGUGGGCCAUGGGCAUCAUCCUGUACGAGUUCCUGGUGGGCUGCGUGCCCUUCUUCGGCGACACGCCUGAGGAGCUCUUUGGACAGGUCAUCACGGAUGAUAUUGUCUGGCCAGAGGGUGAUGAAGCACUGCCGGUAGAUGCCCAGAGCCUGAUCUCCAGUCUGCUGCAAACCAACCCCCUGCUGCGUCUGUGCACAGGGGGCGCCCAUGAAGUGAAGCAGCAUGCAUUCUUCUCUGAGCUGGACUGGAACAGCCUGCUGAGGCAGAAGGCUGAGUUCAUCCCCAACCUGGAGUCCGAGGAGGACACCAGCUACUUCGACACACGCUCAGAGCGCUACCACCACAUCAACUCCUAUGACGAGGACGACACGAAUGACGACGACGAGCCUGUGGAGAUACGGCAGUUUUCCUCCUGCUCGCCGCGCUUCAGCAAGGUAUACAGCAGCAUGGAGCACCUGUCACAACUGGAGCAGAAGCCGACCACUGUCACAAGGAGGGAACACAAGGGCCCCAAGGAGGACAAAGUCAUCAAGAGGGAGAGCAUGGGUAGCCUCACCAUGCGGGACAAGAGCUGGCGGACGGGCUCUCCAGAGAUGAAGCGCCUAUCCUGCUCUGAGUCCCUGUACAUGGAAGGAGACUCCAGCCCCCCCCUGGGAGCCCGCAGACGGUUCUCCGCCCUGAUGGACACACAUCGGUUUGCGUCCCCCUUAGAGGCCGACUCGGAGAUCCCAGCCCGGCAACCGCCCCUCAAAGCCAGGGGAAUGUCAUUGGAGGGAACGACGGUCCCGCCCCCAGGACAGGUGGAACAGAAGGCCACCUUAAAGGAGGGGGUGGAGCCUGCUGCAGGAGAAAAACCAGCAAAGCCCAGUGAGAUGGUUGCAGAAAUUCCCACUCCCCUCGUUGCUGGUGCUGUGGGUGUCAUCAAAGAGGCAGAGACUGUGGACCCUCACGGGCCCCAGGCCACGAAUGACCUGGUACUGCGCCGGGUACGGCACCAGCAGCUGUCCAGCGAGGGGGAGAAGCGCAGCUCCAGACCUGGGACCAAGGUCAUAAAGUCAGCCUCGGCCACCGCUCUGUCUGUCAUCAUCCCUGCAGUGGAGCAGCACGUCAGCUCCCCGCUCGCCAGCCCUAUGUCACCCCGCUCACUUUCCUCUAACCCCUCCUCACGAGACUCCUCCCCCAGCCGCGAUUACUCCCCCGCGGUCAGCAUGUUGCGCUCACCAAUCACCAUCCACCGUUCCGGCAAGAAGUACGGCUUCACCCUGCGCGCCAUCCGCGUCUACAUGGGUGACAGUGAUGUCUACAGCGUGCACCACAUUGUCUGGCACGUGGAAGAGGGAGGCCCCGCCCACGAAGCAGGACUGUGUGCCGGUGACCUCAUAACCCAUGUGAACGGGGAGCCUGUCCACGGAUUGGUCCAUACAGAAGUGGUAGAACUCAUAUUGAAGAGUGGGACCAAGGUGACAGUGACCACCACACCCUUUGAGAACACCUCCAUCAAAGUUGGCCCGGCACGCAAGUCCAGCUACAAGUCUAAGAUGGCCCGUCGCAACAAGAGGACUGUGGGCAAGGAAGGACAAGAGAGCAAGAAACGAAGUUCCCUGUUCCGGAAAAUCACCAAACAGGCCAACCUGCUGCACACCAGCCGCAGCCUGUCCUCCCUCAACCGCUCGCUGUCGUCCAGUGAGAGCCUCCCCGGCUCACCCACCCACAGUCUCUCCGCCCGCUCCCCGACCCAGAGCUAUCGCUCCACCCCCGACUCUUCUCACCUUGGGGCGUCGUCCCAGAGUAGCUCCCCAGCCUCCAGCACUCCCAACUCACCAGCGGCGUCCCAGCACAUGAGGCCCAGCUCCCUGCAUGGCCUGUCCCCCAAACUGCACCGGCAGUACCGCUCGGCGCGCUGCAAGUCCGCCGGCAACAUCCCACUGUCGCCACUGGCGCACACGCCCUCGCCGACUCAGUCCUCGCCGCCACCGCUGCCCGGACACACUGUUGGCAGCUCCAAUACCACACAGGCCUUCCCCGCGAAGCUGCACUCCUCGCCGCCCGUGGUGCGACCAAGGCCCAAGAGUGCCGAGCCUCCCCGGUCCCCAUUACUGAAGCGCGUGCAGUCGGCUGAAAAGCUAGGCUCGCCCCUCACCUCCACACAGGACAAGAAGGUGGGCGGAGGCGCCGGCAGUGGUAUGAUCCGGAAGCACAGUCUAGAAGUAUCCCAUCCGGACUACCGCAAGGAGCCCUUCCACAGUGAGCUGGGCCUGCAGAGCCUGCUGGAGACUGAGGGGGAGAACCUCCCGCCCCACACCUGCUCCUCACCUACUGCAGGUGAGACUGGAACCCUUAAGCCGGUGAGGAAGCUGGGGAGGCAGGAGUCUCCCCUCAGCCGGGAUGCUCUGCUGGCCAGCAGGGAGAAGCACUCGGAAGCCGGAGAGGGGAGUAGUGGAGGGCUGGGGGUGCUUCACGAGAAAUCGCCAACUAAAACCGAGUCCCCCGAGGAGCUGCAAGCACCUCCUAAACUUCCAUCAAAUGACAUCGCCAGGACGAAACCUGCAGCAGCAACAGCAGCGACGGGGGAAACUCAACCCUCAUCUGCCUCAUCACUGCCGCAAACGUCCACCCCGACUGGCCCAUCUCCUGCUAUAAAGGUGCCCACAGCGGAUCUACCGAGUUCGAGUUAUGAGCCGAAGAUACUAGAGAAGCUUCUGGCAGUGGGAGAGGCCCAGAGCCGGGCUGACCGAGGUGCCAAACAGCAGGCCCCCCAGACAGAGAAAAGUUGUGCUGAAAAAGCACAGGAUAAAGAUGGGCAAAAAAUCUCACUGCAAUUGUGUGACAGGAAACCGAUGAGUUUAAAGGGGGAACGAGAAGAAAAGAGCAGUCUGGGAGAACAGAAAGACACAGCAUUGGUCACAGAAAUGACCAAGCCGGGCAAAACCACAGGAACUGAAGACAGCAUUAAACUAGAACAAUUUAGCGGAACAGAUAAACCUCCUGAAACAAGAGUGAAGGGCCUUGAAAGUUUGUCCCAAUGCCAAUCAUUGGCUUUGGGAUCAUCACAGACUGCAGGCUCAUCCUCAGCUGCAGGACCAUCAUGGACUGCAGGCUCAUCAUCAUCUGCAGGAUCAUCACAGGCUGCAAUCUCAUCCUCAGCUGCAGGACCAUCACAGGCUGCAGGAUCAUUAUCAGCUCCAGGAUCAUCACAGACUGCCGGCUCAUCGUCAACUGCAGGACCAUCACAGACUGCAAGAUCAUUAUCAGCUCCAGGACCAUCACAGACUGCCGGCUCAUCGUCAACUGCAGGACCAUCACAGACUCCCGGUUCAUCGUCAACUGCAGGACCAUCACAGACUGCAAGAUCAUUAUCAGCUCCAGGACCAUCACAGACUGCCGGCUCAUCAACAACUGCAGGACCAUCACAGACUCCCGGUUCAUCGACAACUGCAGGACCAUCACAGACUGCCAGCUCAUCGACAACUGCAGGACCAUCACAGACUGCAGGCUUAUCAUCAACUGCAGGACCAUCACAGACUGCAGGCUUAUCAUCAACUGCAGGACCAUCACAGACUGCAGGCUUAUCAUCAACUGCAGGACCAUCACAGACUGCAGGAUCAUUAUCAGCUCCAGGAUCAUCACAGACUGCUGGCUCAUCAUCAACUGCAGGAUCAUCACAGACUGCAGAUUCAUCAUCAACUGCAGGACCAUCACAGACUGCAGGCUUAUCAUCAGCUGUAGUACCAUCACAGACUGCCGGCUCAUUGUCAACUGCAGGAUCAUUACAGACUGCAGGAUCAUUAUCAGCUGUAGGAUCAUCACAGACUACAGGCUCUGCAUCAGCUGCAGGAUCAUCACAGAUUGCAGUCUCAUCAUCAGCUCCAGGACCAUCACAGUCUCCAAGCUUUUCACCUGCACGUGGAUCAUCACAGAUUGCAUCAGGAUCAUCACAGUCUCCAAGCUUUUCACCUGCACGUGGAUCAUCACAGACUACAGGCUUAUUAGCAGCAGCAGGACUAUCACAAUCCACAGGCUUAUCGCCUGCACGGGUGUCAUCACAAACUGCCUCAAAAUCAUCACAGACUGCAGGCUUAUCAACUUCAGGAUCAUCACAGACCCCAAGCUCAUCACCUGCACGUGGAUUUCCACAGACUUUUUCAGGACCAUCUAAAGCCACAGGCCUAUCUCCUGUACGUGGAUCAUCACAGACUUCUUUAGGAUCACCACAGACUACAAGUCUAUCACCUGCUCCUGGAGCAACACAGGCUGUAAACUCAUCACUGGUUCCAGGAACAUCACACAGAACAGGUUCAACUCAUCCCACCACUUCACAGAUUCUAGGUUCGGUCUCAGCUGUAGGGAAGCCACAGGCUCCAGGAUCAUCAUUAGCUGUAGGCCAGCCACUUGUGGUGGACAAGCCACCAGGUCCAAGUUCAACAACAGCUGUACGCCAGUCAGCAACCCCAGGGACAUCGCUGGCUGCAGUCCGACCACUGGCUUCAGCUUCUUCCUCAACUUCAGGGACUUCUUUUGUCCCAUCUUUAGCCUCAUUGCCAUCUCAAGCCCCAGCAUCAUCUCGGACUUCAUUGAUGACUAAACCUAGACAGGGCAAAGGUUUGGCUCCGGUGAACUGUUAUCGAGGGGCUUUGGGGUGGGAGGAGAAAGGUCUCCUGGAGGUGGUGGAAGAACAUCCAUCUACUCCUACCCAGUCCCCCACUGCUGCCUCCGCAAGUUCCAGAUCUCGGCCCAUUUCUCCUGCUGAAAAGUCAAGUUUCGUCACGCAUCUUAGCAGCGUGGCCAAAACCGUCCUGGGGCCUAUCAAGAUGGGUUCUCAGGAGGUCCUCAAGGGGAAACACAGUUUCGGUGCAGCAGACGAGAGCAAGGGCAGCUCAGCUGGAAAGUCUGAGGCUUCUUCUGGAGGUCGAUCAGCGCAUCGCACAGCGGGCCCAAGUGCAGCCGGCACUACCCCGCCGGAGAGAGGAGAGAAACCGGGCAAGCAUCACUCAUGAUCAUCAGGUUGGGGGCAGAAAUGGUGUAUGAUUUCAGGAACUACAAAGAACGUUCGGGAAUGUUGGCGAUAUUUAGGGGAAGGCAUGAAAAAUGCCCACGAGGUGUGUAUCUAAAUUAGAAUAGACCAAAAUAAACAAACACAAUCACUGUUAAGGUGCUUCAGUGGCUGUUUUCAUACAUGUACAUACAUGUCAUUGCGCCAUGGAUCUCUCUCUCUCUCUCUCUCAACCUGUUAUUGAUACAAUGCAUGUUACAUAUAGUCGGUCUGUAUAAAACUGAAAACAGUGCUUUACUGAACUAAGAAUCCUGAAUACUGUGAACACCAAAUAUAACCACUCAAUCCUGAAGUUAUCAGUUUGUCAAAAGCUUGGGUUAAGUGUUCUGAUAACAGAGAAAUGACACAUGUGGUCAGGAGAGGUACUGACCGAAAUAACAAUAAAACACCCAGUUAAGUUGUAUGGCUGUUAUGGGUUUUACAGAGAAAAUCUAUCUUAAGGAACCACACUACACCAUAUAUUUGAAAUGCAUGGUCUUGUGAUUUUCCCCUGUAAAGCCUUUCUGCUGUGGAAUACUUUGGAGCCUGUCGAGUCAGAACUGCAAUUCAGAGUCAACUGAACUAUUUACACACCCUGAUGUGAAAACUAUCUGCAAGUAAGAUCAAGCCCAGGGUUCAAAAUGAGAACUUUGUGUCGUAGUUGAUCUUUUACAAAGGUCAUUUUCAGAGCUCCUUCUUUCACAGUUAGUGAAAGACAGGGAAUUAGAGAGCAGUAAAAUAUGCAGAAGAAUGAAAUGCAGAAAUAUGUACAGGACAACUUUUUGUGUUUGGAUGCUGUAUUAUAAAUAAUUAUCGUUACUGUUGUUUUAUCCCAUUAUUUAUUUGCCACUUUUAUUUAAUUGGUUUUCUUCUUCUUAAUGUUUUUCAUGGUGUUGGGUUGUUAGUGACUUAGGGUUACCUCACCCACCUGUUUGCAAUUUCUUCCCAAGUGAUUUGUUUACAGGAGUCUGAGGAAGGCAAUCGCAGAGGCUCUGUCAGGCAUCCAAGGACCAAAAAAUGGUGACCAUGCAGUGUUGUGAGCCAUCUGCAGUACUGCAAACGAAUGACUCUCCCAGGACCAUACAAGAGCUAAAGUCCUGCUGUGUCACUGCCAUGUUUGAUUUGGCUCUCUGGGUAGUGAGUGGUGUACGUCUAAAAAGACCCACCAACCACAAGAGCUUUGAUUCCAAAUUUGUCGAUCAAAGAACACAAUGCAAGACGGAAAACAGACCUGGUGUACAAUGGUUUUUAAAGAUCUGAAAGAUUUUGCACUGUGUAUCACACACAUGUCCAGAUUUUCCCUUCUAUAUCUUACUCCUUAACUCUCACACACAAACACAGAGAUGUACUUCUGUGUGUGAAAUAUGAAAAGGCUGAGCCAAGUUACCAGAUGGGAGCUCUGACAGGACAGCUGAAGUCAGGAGUUUCCCGACUCGUUUGACUAAACAUCACCCUCUAGUGGUCAAUAUAAUUACAUACAUGAAUUGCUCGUGACUUAAAUUCCAUUAUUGCGGGCCAACAUCACAUGGCCUGAGAGUCAUGGUUACAAAAGUUAUUAAAUUUGACUUACCAUUUCAUAGCAGCACCUUAAUGUAGCAUUAUAAGAACAUUUUGUACUCAUAUUUUAUGCUGUUAUUAAAUAGUAACCCUUGUAUUCUGUAGUAUUAUGUUCUUUCUGUCCCAUAAAAGAAUUACACUUUGUAUUUAUGUAUAAUUCCUGUCCAUUCGUGUGUGAGGUUAUGUGUGUAUGUCUGCGUGCGUGCUUAUAUGUAAGAAUAUGAGAUUAAAUACAUUGUAUUUAUUUAAGCCUUAAAGGAUAGGGACUUUUGGUUGAUUUGCAUUUAAGACCCUAUCAGAUUUCAGGAAUAAGGAAAUGUUAUUUUGAUUUAUUUUGUUGUUUCGGUACAGUCUCAGUUUUAUUUUUAAAAAGUGCCCUAUAGCUUAAAUGUGACGAACACACACAAUUAUUUCAAUGCCUCCAAGACAAGAUUUAAUGAAAUAACCAGAUCGAUCUCAUACAUACACAGAGACAAUAACCUGAGUGAGUCCGUUAAGGUGUUAGCCAUUUCUGAAAUUGCUUCUACAAAAGAUUUAAAGGUUUGAAAUAGUCCAGAGUUGCAUGGGUUAUGGCUGCAAUUCGAAGGUGCUUUUGCUGGGUUUAAGAUCCACGAUGUUAUUGGUCACAUGCAGAUAUACUGGUACAGCUUGCAGUGAAAUAUAAUGUUUGUGGCCAGCAGCUGGCAGAAACUGUACAUUUUGUAGAUUUUGCAUGGUGCUGCUUCAUGCAACCUGGAUCAUGCAUCUCAAAGUUGUUUUCAGUGCUGACAUUUUUGGAACAACUUUAAUUUUUCAGAAAAAAAAGUGGGUUAUAUAUUUUGGUUUGCUUUCUUGUAAUGCCACAUCUUUUAUGUAUGUAUCAUAUUCUUAUAUAUGUGUGUGCGUGUGUUUGUGCGUGAGCAUGGGUGUGUAUGUGUAUGUAUUUAUGCAAUGGUUGUUGCAGAGUAGUACAGUCAGUGAACCGUUGGUUGUGUGGAGACAAAAAAAUGCUCAUUUAACCUGUAGUACCUACUUGUUAGUGUGUGUUUCUAAUUUGCAAACAUAUUUUAGGAUUUUUUUGCUUGGAUAAAGUAUUGUGGUAGAAUCAGAUAUGUGUCCAUGAGAAAAUAUUAUCCUUAUCGUCAUAGUUUAAUUUUAGAGAUUAAAAAAAUUAAUGCACUUUAUUUAAAUACAGAUUUUAUUUAUUUAUAUGUAUGAUGCUUGUUUGUAUAUUUAUGUAUUAUCAGUAAGAACAAAAGACAUAUGCAUAUUAUUUAUUAGUAUUGUUUAUAAAGAUUCCAGUAUGGUAACCGCAUACCCACUGACACAGGGCAGCACGGUGGGUGGCUGUUUUCAUGGGAUGUAUUAGUUUUUUUGGUGUACAAGUGUGACUUUAUACCGUUAUUUUUCAUAUUUGUUUUCUCUCCUCUAGAGCACUUGUAAUUGGAUGUGAUUCCAAACCAAAAGACAUCUAAAAUACAGUAAAGUGUAAUAAAGUUCUAGGAAAUCA
Brienomyrus brachyistius is the source of this 10002-nucleotide messenger RNA. RefSeq names its product microtubule-associated serine/threonine-protein kinase 1-like. NCBI's taxonomy places the organism in Eukaryota, Metazoa, Chordata, Actinopteri, Osteoglossiformes, Mormyridae. Gene Ontology annotation, biological process: intracellular signal transduction; peptidyl-serine phosphorylation. Gene Ontology annotation, molecular function: ATP binding; magnesium ion binding; protein binding. The transcript is spliced from 26 exons. Bases 286 to 6921 code for a protein of 2211 amino acids. The record is from RefSeq and is a predicted model, not a curated record.